Messenger RNA from Aspergillus caelatus, 1020 nucleotides. RefSeq lists its product as uncharacterized. NCBI's taxonomy places the organism in Eukaryota, Fungi, Ascomycota, Eurotiomycetes, Eurotiales, Aspergillaceae. The coding region runs from base 1 to 1020 and encodes 339 amino acids. The transcript is spliced from 2 exons. The record is from RefSeq and is a predicted model, not a curated record.
AUGUUUCGAUCUCUGUCACGCUUGACAGGUAGUCUGGCUCACCUUCGCCUACGAGAUGACCGAGAGGCCCAGAGAGAAAAAGCCUUUGGCGUACUGUGUGGCAUGUUUACACUGUUGAAGAAUAUGUCCAGUGUUUAUAUUCAACCCGGAGAUUUUCAAUCCCUGCCUGUAAGCAUUGAUAUGAAGGUUCUGCCAUUAAAUGAUGUCACUAUCGAGGAGACUCCCUGUGUUACGGUACAAACUGAGUUAAACUUCUUUCUUCCUCUUUCCCACGAAAGCAUCUCAUCCAAAUACAAAAUGAACCUGGAGGCCCCCGAGAUUAGCGAACGUUUCUCCCAUGUUAACCAAUUGACUGAUGGCAAUUGUCCCGUACUCAUGGAGUUGGGAUGCUGGACUAAGCAAGAGCACCUGGACUAUUUAGCUUAUAGACUCAUGUGGGAAGCGGACGUUGUCCCCAGAAUGGGGACUGAAGGAAACUCGAGACCCCUGAGGGUAGUUACGGGCUGGAAGUCCCCUGGAUUUGCCUUUGCAGCGAGAUUCGAGCCUUACCUCCAUACCUACGACUCCCCCUACAGUGAGCCAGCUAAUUGUUGGGUUAAGAGCGGCAUACCACAUACCAAGAUAGCCGUGUACAAUACUAGUCAAGGGGAUCCAAAGCUUUUACUCUGCUCUGAGAUUCUCACCAUAAUUGCUGCAAUCGCUACCCGUCUUAUGGAUAAAUGGCUCGAAAAACAUCUUAUCAUUCCUGUAGGCAAAUCUUUCCCAAGUAAUGCGAUCUCACUACGGCUUUUCGUAUCCUCGUUGCUGACUUUUAUUCUCUUUGAGGUUAUGCUUAUCUCUUUCAUGGCUCCCGCGCAUGGGAGGGUCAUCAUUGCACAUUACGAUAGCAAAGGACUUCGCAUCAAAAUGUCCGAUCUUAUGCUGUGUAGCUCAAAGGAUCGAGCCUCUUGGGACUUCUUUGCAAGAUACCUCGGAAGUGAUGCCAACCCAACGGCGGAUACAUCCAUGUUUGUCGAUUAG